This is a messenger RNA of Boeremia exigua, 1744 nucleotides long. Its product is annotated as chitin synthase III catalytic subunit. Gene Ontology annotation, cellular component: endoplasmic reticulum membrane. The coding region runs from base 282 to 1277 and encodes 331 amino acids. The record is from RefSeq and is a predicted model, not a curated record. NCBI's taxonomy places the organism in Eukaryota, Fungi, Ascomycota, Dothideomycetes, Pleosporales, Didymellaceae. Gene Ontology annotation, biological process: protein folding. The transcript has 3 exons.
GCUCCCCUGAGACUUUGAAACUCCCUGACAACCAACACCGAGCGCUCCACAGACAAGACCCACGACCCACGAACCCCACGCGCGUGCACUCCCUGCCCUGUUUGCGCAUCCGUUCACUACCAACACUCGCUCCUGACCGCCUCGACCGUCGCGCCGACUCUCGCGCCUCGCACUCGUCGCGCCUGCCGGCUGUUGCUGUUCCGUGCUCCGUACACAGCCUCGCCUCGCUGCACAGGCAAACAUCGAAGACCACUCUACCCACCAGCCUACCGCCUUCCACCAUGGGCUUUGGCGACUUCAGCACGCUAUGCGCAAAGGCGUCGAUACCGUUGUGCGCCCUCGUGGGCCACCAGGAAAUAAAUGGCGGCGCCGGCAUCCAAACAAAGUGCUACGCCCGCACUAUUGAGAUUGCAAACACGCUCAUCUUCCAAGCCGCGAAUGACUUCAUGCACAUUCUGGCUCUGGUAAUGACUGUCAUUAUGAUCUUCCACGUCCGUUCCAAGUUCACCGCUGUUGGUCGCAAAGAGAUCACGUCCUUUUUCUACAUCUAUUUCCUCCUGACUAUCGUAUCGCUUAUCCUUGACGCCGGUGUCGCUGCCCCCGGCUCUGCUGCCUAUCCCUACUUCGCAGCAGUGCAGAACGGGCUCGUCUCCGCUCUCUGCACCAGCUUGUUGAUCAACGGAUUCGUCGGUUUCCAGCUGUACGAAGACGGCACAACUUUGUCUGUCUGGCUGUUGCGCUUGACCUCUCUGGCUAUGUUCAUCGUCGGCGGUGCUAUCUCUCUCCUCACCUUCAAGAACUGGGCUGGCCUCGAUGCCAAAAACCCCAUCGGCAUCUUCGUCAUCACCUACCUCGUCAACGCCAUAUUCCUCUUCGUCUACCUCGUCUGCCAGAUCAUCCUCGUUGUCGGCACUCUAGAGGACCGCUGGCCUAUGGGCGACAUCGUGUUUGGCGUAUUCUUCUUCGUCAUUGGACAAGUAAUACUGUAUGUCUUUGGCGACACCAUCUGCGACGGAGUACAGCAUUAUCUCGAUGGGUUGUUCUUUGCGACCAUUUGCAACUUGCUCGCAGUCAUGAUGGUUUACAAGUACUGGGACUCGAUCACCCGCGAAGACCUUGAGUUCUCUGUUGGCGUUAAGCAGCACAAUUGGGAAGUCAAAGAGCUUCUGCCAGAGGAGGACAAGCGCGGUACCGUUUAUCAGGAGUCCGAAUACGCGUCUUCGGUUUAUCAACAACCGUACCCUCGACACUCGCAGUACUCCAACCUGGGUCACUAAGCGACUGUCGUUGGCUUACUUCUAACGUUACCUUUUGAAUUAUUAAGCGAUUUUUUAGCAUGAUGCGGAGUUUGCGGCGCAUUUGGGCCUGAGUGCUAGACUCAUAAUUUGCGGCAAGAGGAGGGAGUGUGAAUAAUGUUGUUUGGAUCAGCGGGAACAUGAGGAAUCCAGCAAACCCGGAAUUCGGACCCAGUGCAAGACCACAUUUGGACACGCGCUUCGUGCUUUCCUACGGCCAAACCUUGACGACUACCAUAUCUUACAUAGUACAUUAAUUGUUGAUCAACUGCGAAUACGCAGGUACCACAUUAGACAUCCAGAUUCAAAUGACACGCAAUAUUUUCGUGACAAGCGCAAGUUAGAAUACAGACGCUGCCGUUUACUUUCAAGAAUGUCACACGUACAGCUUAUGCAUUGUGUGCCUCGAGACGAGUCGUCCCUUCCUCCUACGAUAAGCGGGCAAAUCG